Vigna umbellata (rice bean) is the source of this 1322-nucleotide messenger RNA. RefSeq names its product poor homologous synapsis 1. NCBI's taxonomy places the organism in Eukaryota, Viridiplantae, Streptophyta, Magnoliopsida, Fabales, Fabaceae. The record is from RefSeq and is a predicted model, not a curated record.
AAAAGGAAAAAUGGCGGGCACCGUGGCAGUGAUUGAGCAAUCGGUGAAGAAGGUGAGAGACGAGUGGGAGAUAUGCUUCGCUCGCUUCAUCCCCUAUCCCUCUCUCCCUUCCUCUUCCGAUCUCAUUCCUCUCCCUCCUCGCCUCCGCAACCUCCCUCCCCGCGGCACCUGGAUCUCCUCCUCCUCCGUCGCCUUCCUCCGCCUCUCCUCUCACCUCUCCAACCUGCUCCUCACUAUCUCCUUCAACGCCGCUCUCCUCGAAGAGCACUACGUCUCCAAGCUGCAUUUUACGUGGCCUCAGGUGUCGUGCGUUUCUGGAUACCCUGCCAGGGGCAUCAGAACCGUCCUAGUUAGCUACAGAGAUCCCCUAGGCGAGAUUCAAAAGUUUGCUAUGCGGUUUCCAUCAAUCUAUGAAGCAGAGUCAUUUAUCGGUGUUUUAAAGGAGAUUCUGAAAGGUGACAAGGAUCCAGAACCUUUGAGUACCGACUUUGGUUCUGAAAUUUCAUCGCAGUCAGAGUUUAUGUCAACAAACGAACACUCCUAUAGUAGAGGUUGUGAAGAACUGAGCUUCAUGACUCCGGCUGACAAUUACAUUCCACAAUUGCCAAUAUUUGUGAAUAAUGAGGUGGGGCAACCUUCAGGAGCCGAAGUAAAGGGAACCACACCCAGUCACAACUUUGAAGGCGUGCUCCCAGCCUUGCCACCCAGUUUUACCUCACUACUAAUGGAUUGCUCUCAGAACAACCUGGCUCAACCAACCGUUUCGGAGGAAAUUGAGCUCAAAUCCCAAAUUGUGAGGUAUAUGGAAGAUUCUUCCUUCCAAGAUAUGUUGAUUAAGGUGGAGAAAGUUAUCAGCGAAUUGGGGGGUGAUAUGUCCCUUUAGUUUACCAGCCCAGGGAAUUGAAAAUGACUAACGAGCAGCGUAGCAUCUCUCCAUGCUUACUGCACCUGAACCAUGAAGACCUCUCCACACAUUGCCCAACAAAUGUACAGCGGACUUCUUUCUUUACAGUUAGGCCAAAUUUUGUCUUGGUAUCUUUUGUUGUUCAACAAACAGCAAGGUCAGAUGAAAGGUAAGGCAUGAUAAAUCAGUGUUUAGCUAGUGAAACCGUAUCAAGUGGUUUCUGUUUAAGAAACCUUAGUUAAAAUAAUGAUCUCAGAGUAAUUGUAAUCUGGUAUAGUACAAAUAUAUUAACAAUAUGCUUCUCUCCAUUAUGGCACCAUAUGAUAUUGAAUCUGGCAAAAUCCAGUCAUUACACCCCUGUUUUGAAUUAUGGGCCAAAUUCAUUUAGAAAUUCACCAGUACAAAAUUUUCAAGUUAU